Molecule: messenger RNA, 531 nt
Organism: Symbiodinium necroappetens
Lineage: Eukaryota; Dinophyceae; Suessiales; Symbiodiniaceae
Source: the annotation of a GenBank genome assembly
AUGAUAGAUGGGAACUCACACUCAAGCACAUUGACGACAGCCCGUUGGUCAACCUGGGAGAUUCGACGGAGAAGCUGCUGGCAGACCACAAUACCCGUCAGGAUCGUGAGCGGCAAGAGGCUACGUGUCCGGACACUGAGGGCGCAGAUUCAGAUCUCUCCCAAGCAAGGCGGCCAUCGCGAGGCGCUGCUGGAGUGCGGGUACUGGAUGAAGAGGGAGGCACUGCAGUCAGAGCAGCGGCUAUUGGAGCUCACCACCGAGAUUGCCACUCGUCCCGUGGCGGGUGCCGAGCAAAGCUCGCAAUUCGCCCAGUGGAUGGCUUGGCACUUGCAGGUGUACUUUCUGCAUUUGCUGGGCUUCACCAUGCAAGGACCCAUCCUGCCAGCCCUGAGGGCACACUUCCACCUCCGUGCUUCUCAAACCGGCUUGAUCACUUCAGCCUUCCCGACUGGGAUGCUCGUGGCGCUGUUCUUCUAUCCACGCCUCAGUGAUGUUUGGGGCCGCCGCUCGUCCAAAUGUCUUUUAAAGUAG